UAUUGCCUAAGAAUUGUGGUUACAGAAUAUACUGGCAGGAGUCUGCUCGCCUAUGCGGCGGUGCGAGUCUGCACGCCUGAGCGGCGGUGCCAGUCUGCUCGCCUAUGCGGCGGUGCGAGUCUGCACGCCUGAGCGGCGGUGCCAGUCUGCUCGCCUAUGCGGCGGUGCGAGUCUGCACGCCUGAGCGGCGGUGCCAGUCUGCUCGCCUAUGCGGCGGUAAGCUAUCGGAUAUGCUGAGCUCCAAUCGGCUGCGACACAAGUCUGAUGGAACGACUUGGAAGGCGCAGAAGGUGCAGGAGUUCUGUGGUGCUGCUGCUGGUCUUCGUGGGCGAAGAAUUCUCAUCAGGGAGGCCGAGCUAAUAACCGAUUGUGGUGCUUGCUGUGUCAAGCCCUACGGUCGGUGUCGCGUCACUAGUUGGCGCGGGUGGAGCUGUCAGAGGAUCGUCCGCCAUUACCGCGUCGUGCUGUGAAUUGUCCCAAGCUACGCUCUGUUUUCUAAAUGUUAUGUAUUAAAACCUGUAUUUCAUGAUGUCUGGUGUUUUCCCCUUUAACACUAC
Molecule: messenger RNA, 557 nt
Organism: Leguminivora glycinivorella
Lineage: Eukaryota; Metazoa; Arthropoda; Insecta; Lepidoptera; Tortricidae
Exons: 2
Coding region: 105-470 (121 amino acids)
Source: RefSeq, a predicted model, not a curated record